Cucumis melo (muskmelon) is the source of this 1782-nucleotide messenger RNA. RefSeq names its product beta-glucosidase 18-like. The transcript has 12 exons. The coding region runs from base 72 to 1679 and encodes 535 amino acids. NCBI's taxonomy places the organism in Eukaryota, Viridiplantae, Streptophyta, Magnoliopsida, Cucurbitales, Cucurbitaceae. Gene Ontology annotation, molecular function: beta-glucosidase activity. Gene Ontology annotation, biological process: carbohydrate metabolic process. The record is from RefSeq and is a predicted model, not a curated record.
GUAUUCCUAUUCUGCUCAUAAUUUAAGCUCAAUAAAUUCGAUCAAUUUGGGAAUCGCAGUCAGAGCUAAGAAUGGGCACCAAUCCCAAAAUGCUUCCAUUUUUCUCUUCUUUUUUCCUCUUCCUUUUGGUUUCCAGCUCUCAUCACAGUUUUGCCCUACAAAAUGAAGAAGAAGAAGAAGGAAUAAUAAAUAGAAGAGAUUUUCCAAAGGAUUUCUUUUUUGGAACUGCUACUUCUGCUUAUCAGAUUGAAGGAGCUUAUCUUGAAGAUGGAAAGGGAUUGAGUAAUUGGGAUGUUUUCUCCCAUCUUCCAGGAAGAAUUAGGAACAACGACACUGGAGAUGUGGCCGACGAUCACUACCAUCGAUUUUUGGAAGAUAUCGAGUUAAUGCAUUCCAUGGGAAUGAAUUCUUACCGCUUUUCCAUUUCUUGGACCAGGAUUUUGCCUAAAGGAAGAUUUGGUAAAGUCAACAGAAGAGGAAUUGCCUUCUACAACAAAAUUAUUGAUAAUUUGUUGUUAAAAGGCAUAGAGCCAUUUGUGACAAUUCACCAUCAUGAUCUUCCUGCUGAACUCGACAAAAGAUAUGGAAGUUGGAUGAGCGCUGAAAUGCAGGAAGAUUUUGUGUAUUUUGCAAAAAUUUGUUUCGAGGAAUUCGGUGAUAGAGUGAAGUAUUGGAUAACCAUAAACGAACCAAAUGUGAUAACAUUGAUGGGUUACACAAAAGGAGUUUACCCACCAGGUCAUUGCUCGCCACCCUUUGGAAAUUGUUCUAUUGGGAACGCUGAUAUUGAGCCUCUCAUUGUCAUGCACAAUAUGUUACUUGCCCAUGCCAAGGCUGUUCGUCUUUAUCGCACUCAUUUUCAAAAAAAACAAGGUGGAUCCAUAGGAAUAGUGGCAUAUGGCCACAUGUAUGAACCACUUACAGACCAUGAAUACGACAUAAAAGCUGCUGAGAGAGCCUUCAUUUUCAUCUUUGCUUGGGUGUAUGAUCCUAUAGUGUAUGGAGAUUACCCUAAAGAAAUGCAAGAAAUUUUAGGAAGUCAACUUCCAAGUUUCUCAGAUAUAGAGAAAAAUAUUAUAAGAGGAAGCUUGGACUUCGUUUGUGUCAACCACUAUACUACAUUUUAUACAAAAGAUUGUCUUCAUUCUCCCUGCUCAGAUGGCGGAGAUCAUGCUAUAACAGGAUAUCUUAACACCACGGCAUACCGAGAUGGUGUUUCCAUUGGAGAUCCAACAGGAAUAGACGUAUUCUUUGUUGUUCCAAGAGGCUUGGGAAAAGUCAUUAACUACAUCAAGGAAAGGUACCCGAAUAAGCCCAUCUUUGUCACAGAAAAUGGGUAUUCUAUGCCGCAAGCUGAGGGUAACAAUGUUGAAGACCUAAUAAAGGAUACAAAACGUGUCAAUUACCACAAGGACUACCUUGCUUCCUUGGCUAAAGCAAUGAGGGAUGGUGCUGAUGUGAGAGGGUAUUUUGUAUGGUCCUUAAUUGACAAUUUUGAAUGGGCCGAUGGGUACGACACGAGGUUUGGGCUUUUGUAUGUGGACCGGAAGACACUUGAGCGACGGCCCAAGCUUUCGGCCCAUUGGUUUUCUUCUUUCCUUGGCGGCAACCUACACGAACUUACUAAAUAUUCAUCCAUUGUAGAUAAAAAUGCCUUUGAUUCUCUCAUGGAUGAUUAAGCAUCGUAUGUUUUUUCGAGAUAUGUUCUUUACUUUUUAAAAUAUAUAAUCCUAUCAUGUGAACUAUUAUUUAAAAUAUAUGCUUGAUCAUACGUUAUUCAAA